UUGGUCUUUGAAGGAAUGCUAUGGCAUGGCCAUCGUUUAGUUUCAUUUGACGCGUCGUUUCGUAAUGUUCGGAGCUUUGCGUGCUCUUCAUGCAGUCGGAAUAUUGACAACGACAAUUUAAUGUAACGAUUGGAUUCAAUUCGGAUUCGAGUCAAGUGCUUAUUUAAAUAUUUGUUAGAAAGAACAAAUAAAAUCGCAGUGGAAUCUAUGAAAAUAAAAUAAAUAUUAAAAGAUAGAAGUCAUCGAAUUGGAAAAAAUCACAUAUUGUCUAGGCUGAUUAUGGAUAACAACAACGAAUCGAAUCAGGUCCAAACACCAUCAGCUUCGACGGACACAUUUAUGGGCUCGCAAGGUUACGGCUGGUUUCGCUAUAAACCGAAGUGUUUGCAAAGAUUUUGCACGGCGAAGUGGGCUUUGUUCUGGCUAUGCUGGGGCGGAGCAAUGCAAGGACUCAUAGUUAAUGGAUUCAUCAAUGUAGUAAUUACAACAAUUGAAAGACGCUUUGGACUGCGUUCCCGCCAGACGGGUUUGGUGGCAAGCGGCUAUGAUAUAGCCUCGUUUUUGUGCUUGGUUCCGGUGACGUAUUUUGGCGGACGCAUGGGGGCUUCUAAGCCACGUAUUAUUGCCUGGGGUGUUGUAUUGCUGGGACUGGGCUCGCUAACUUUUGCUCUGCCUCAUUUCUUGGUGGGACCCUACCGGGCCACAUUGCCAACAACCAGCACCUGCAACUCAAUCAUCGAUGGCAAUAAUACCAACCUCCAGACCUGUGAUGUGGUUAUCACCGACAUAACAUCGGAUCGAGACUACGUAGCUGAUGAAACGGGUGAUGCCAAUGGUGAUAAUCUAACCUGGACAGUGUGGUUGUUUUUUGCUGCUCAGUUGUUGCAUGGGGCCGGAGCUUCGCCCCUGUUCACCCUGGGUGUUACCUACAUCGACGAGAACGUUUCAAAGAAAAUGUCAUCCGUGUAUUUGGGCACCUACUACACAAUGACAAUGCUUGGACCGGCGGUAGGCUAUGUCUUGGGUGGACAAUUGUUGCUGAUCUAUACAGAUUUCCUUCGAAUCGAUGUUACAGAAUUAAGCCUGACCAGUGCCAGCAAAGUUUGGAUCGGAGCUUGGUGGAUUGGUUUCGUAUUUGCCGCCGUUGCCUGUUUCCUUUUAGCCAUACCGAUAUUCGGUUAUCCGACUGUACUGCCCGGUUCCGAAAGACUGCAACAGGAGAAAAUAUCCGAGGCAUACAAUGCCAACAAGAAUGUGGAACAACCCACUGCCCACUUCACCAAACUCAAGGAGUUGCCAAUGGCCUUGACGGCGCUACUGAGAAAUCCAACUUUUGUUUUCCUCAACUUGGCCGGUGCGUCGGAGGGUAUGAUAAUAGCUGGCUUUGCCGCUUUCCUGCCGAAACAAAUUGAAAAUCAAUUCAGCAUUUCACCCGUGUGGUCUGCCUUGCUGAUGGGCCUGAUCACGGUACCUGCAGGGGGCGGCGGUACCUUCCUGGGCGGUUAUUUGGUAAAGAAAUUCAAUCUCAAUUGUUCGGGAAUAAUAAAACUGUGCCUCGGGGUGACCGUCAUCGCAACGGUCUUUACGAGUUGUUUUUUGCUGUCCUGUCCUAAUCUGAAAUUUGCCGGAGUCACAACUGGUUACCAGGACACAACUCUACUGCACGGCCAGCAAAUGACAAAUUUCAAGGUCGAACUCGAAGCUAACUGCAAUGCCAACUGUUCGUGCAGUAAAUAUAUGUACGAUCCGAUCUGUGGCCGCGACCAUGUCAUGUACUAUAAUCCGUGCUAUGCCGGCUGUUCCGUCAAGGUAGCGCACAACGACAGCAAAUCUUACAGAGACUGCGGAUGUAUCCACACAACACUGGCUGCGUCCCAGUUCGAAGCGACAAACACAAUGUGUCCAUCAUCGUGCCAAUAUCUGCCAUACUUUGUCAUAUUGUGCUUCGUCCUGAUGAUGUUCACGUUCUUGGCCACAAUGCCGGCAUUGUCGGCAACUUUGCGAUGUGUUUAUGACGACCAGCGUUCCUUUGCCCUGGGCAUUCAGUGGAUAAAGGUGCGACUGUUGGGCACCAUUCCAGCGCCAAUGAUAUUUGGCACACUUAUCGAUGAAACCUGCAUUCUGUGGCAGGAGACAUGUGACGAACAGGCUGGAGCAUGUUUGGUGUAUGAGAAUUCACAAAUGAGUCGGUACAUGUGGAUGUUGGCCUUGACGGGCAAAUUGUGUUCGGUGGCAUUUUUCUUCGCUGCUUGGUGGUUUUACAUACCCCCGAAGGAAAUGCCACCAGCCGAGGACUACGAUGCGAAGGACGACACCAACAACUGCAACACCACUGCCCCGAUUAGCACAGUCGAGGGUGUGAUGGUGGCGGCAUCAACAAGUUAAACCAGCUGAGCCGAGCGUUCGAUGUUGAGGUUGUUACAUUAACAUCCGGCAAAACAGACCAACCCAUCCUUUACCCCCACCAGCGAAUCACUGUCAUUUCUGUUUUGUGAUACAACAAAAACCACCACCAUUCUGCAUCACCUAUCAUCAUCGUCGUUCACAUUGUGGUAGUAGCCGGAACAGCUGAUUUCAUUCAUCAAAAAGCUUGGCGGGAAAAUAAUAAAAAUAUACCAGCAGCAACAAAAGGAUCUCAUUGUCAUGCGCCCCAAAAACAUAUGUUAGGGACACACUCACACACGCACACGCAUAUGUAAACACAUUGUCAUAAUUAUAUACUAUAUACUUAGUCAUACAUAUAUACAUAACGUACACUUAAAAAAAUAAUUUUAAAUAGAUUCUGUCGUAUUAUGAAAAAAUAGAUGUGGAUGAGUUUCUUGUUAAAGCUCGGGUUAAAAUAAAUGUGUGGCUUUAAAAAAAAAAAAAAACAAGUUAAAAAGCAGUAAGUUCGGCCGGGCCUCCACCAUUUUGAACGAAUUUGGAAAUUUUCAAAAAAUGAAAUCCUUAAAACAUUCUGUUAAAAUUUUAAAAAUACCAAAUAUAGCCGUUAUAUUGGGGUCUAUACGACGUGGGUCUACAUAGGCAAUGUUUGUCAUAAACCAUUACCAUAUUCACAUUCGAAACUUGAAAUAAACGGUGAAUAAUGUAGCUAAAAUCAUCAAAAUAUCGUAUAUAGGGAGGUGACGUUAUAUCGGAGCUGUGCGAAGACCUGGACCUGCGUAGACAAUUUUCUGUCACAGGCUGUAGCAUCCAUUACGAACUUCAAAUACCACAUCUUAAACAAUUUCGGUGGGUAUUGUACCUAAAAUCGUCAAAAUCCCGAAUAUAGGGAGAUACUGAUAUAAGGGGCCUAUACGAAGACCUCCACCUGCAUAGAAAAUUUUCUGUCAAAGACUGUAGUUCCCAUAACGAACUCUAAUUACGUAAUUUGAAACAAUUCUGGUGAAUAAUGACGCUAAAAUCAUCAAAAUACCGAAUAUUGGGAGGUACCGGUAUAUGGGGGCUAUACGAAGACGUGGAACUGCACAAACAAUUUUCUGUCUUAGGGUGUAGUAUCCAUUUCGAACUUCAAAUACCAAAAUAGAAACAAUUCCGGUGAAUAAUGUCGCUAAAAUCAUCAAAAUACCCGAUAUCGGAAAGUACCCUUAUAUGGGGGCUAUAUGAAAACGUGGACCUCAUUUACGAACUUAACCUGCCUAUUGGAAAAAUAAACAUGUGUGCUAAAUUUUAGCCAUCUAUCUCAAUUCAUUCGAAAGAUAGCGAAUAAAUAUAUACUUUGUUGGGUCUGACAUGAGUAUUUCGAGGAGUUACAAACGGAAUGACAAAGUUAAUAUACCCUCCAUAGUAUGGUGGAGGGUAUACAAAAAAACCCACCAUCUCAUCGUAUGUAGGCAUUCUAUAGGGUAAGUGUACCAGUAGUCGGCACUUUAAGGAUUUUCGCGUUUUCAAUCGUUCACCAUUCUGAGUGGAACUUUUCAAUUAUUACAAAUUAAUUUAUUCUGAUUCGAAAUUUUGCAUAUUUUCUGCAAUAAUAAAUAAAGUUUUAAUAACUUUUUAUAA
This is a messenger RNA of Musca domestica (house fly), 4002 nucleotides long. RefSeq names its product solute carrier organic anion transporter family member 4A1 (gene Oatp26F). The record is from RefSeq and is a predicted model, not a curated record. Gene Ontology annotation, cellular component: membrane. The coding region runs from base 280 to 2385 and encodes 701 amino acids. Gene Ontology annotation, biological process: transmembrane transport; sodium-independent organic anion transport. The transcript has 7 exons. Gene Ontology annotation, molecular function: protein binding. Lineage: Eukaryota; Metazoa; Arthropoda; Insecta; Diptera; Muscidae.